Verticillium nonalfalfae is the source of this 1698-nucleotide messenger RNA. RefSeq lists its product as uncharacterized. The record is from RefSeq and is a predicted model, not a curated record. Lineage: Eukaryota; Fungi; Ascomycota; Sordariomycetes; Glomerellales; Plectosphaerellaceae. Gene Ontology annotation, cellular component: membrane. Gene Ontology annotation, biological process: carbohydrate transport; transmembrane transport. Gene Ontology annotation, molecular function: carbohydrate:proton symporter activity. The coding region runs from base 1 to 1698 and encodes 565 amino acids. The transcript has a single exon.
AUGGCGACUCAGACCACUUUAGACGUGGCACACGACGAUCGCAAACGAUCAAUCCACGUCGACGCCGAGGCCUUGCGUCGUAUGUCCAUCAAAAAUCCCAAUCUUGAGGCCGUCAGCCAUGAAGCACAAAACGCAACCAACGCCGAACACGAGCUGGGACUCCGUCAGUCUUUGAAGUUAUACCCCAAGGCUAUCGCCUGGUCCAUAUUCCUAUCAACAUGUGUCGUCAUGGAAGGCUUUGACAUCACGCUCAUCACGGGCCUUUUCGCGUACCCUGCCUUCCAGCGAAAGUUUGGCGUUGAACAGCCUAACGGCUCGUUUGAACUGACGGCGGCCUGGCAGUCCGGCUUGACAAACGGCAUGCUUGUGGGUCAGAUUCUUGGUCUCUUCAUCAACGGUAUCGUUGCUGAGCGCCUCGGAUACCGCUACACACUUGUCGGCUCCCUUGGCUUGGUAGCCGCCUUCAUUUUCAUCAUCUUCUUCGCCGAAACUCUUGUUCAACUCCUGAUCGGAGAGAUCCUCAUCGGCGUCCCUUGGGGUGCAUUUCAGACCCUGACCGUCACUUACGCUUCGGAGGUCUGCCCCAUCCAUCUGCGCGCUUAUAUGACGACAUAUGUCAACCUCUGCUGGGUGAUCGGUCAGUUCAUUGCCAGUGGUGUCCUACGCGCCAUGGUUGAACGCGACGACAAGUGGGGCUACAAAAUCCCUUUCGCCUUGCAGUGGAUCUGGCCUGUCCCUUUGGCUAUCGGCAUCUGGUACGCCCCCGAAUCGCCGUGGUGGCUCGUCCGUAAGGGUCGUCUCGAGGAUGCAAAGCGAUCUGUUCUUCGACUUACGAGCCGUAACGCUAACCCCGAUUUCAACGCCGAUGAGAGCGUGUCCAUGAUGGUUCAUACCAAUGAGCUCGAGAAGGCAGUCUCCGAGGGCACGUCCUAUCUCGACUGCUUCAAGGGUAUCGACCUGAGGAGAACCGAGAUUGUAUGCGCCUCAUGGGGUGUACAAACGCUUUGCGGCAGUACAUUCAUGGGAUACUCGACAUAUUUCUACCAACAGGCCGGUCUUGCUGUUGAGGCUUCGUUCAGCAUGUCUCUUGGUCAGUACGCCCUCGGUGCCGUUGGCACCCUUUCGUCAUGGUUUCUCAUGAGGUGGUUUGGACGUCGCACACUAUACCUCAGUGGGCAACUGAUCAUGGUCAUACUACUCAUGACCAUCGGUUUCGCCUCCCUCGCCUCGCGAGACAACGCAUCGGCCCAAUGGGCCAUCGGCAGUCUGCUCCUGGUCUAUACCCUGACGUAUAAUUGCACCGUUGGCCCCAUCUGCUAUUCUCUUGUUUCAGAGCUUUCGUCGACACGACUCAAGACCAAGACAGUUGUGCUCGCGAGGAACGCAUACAAUAUCCUGGGCAUCACGACCAAUGUGCUCACCCCCCGCAUGUUGAACCCAUCGGCGUGGAACUGGGGUGCCAAGGCUGGCUUCUUCUGGGCCGACACCUGUGCGCUUUGCUUCACUUGGACAUACUUCCGUCUGCCUGAGCCCAAGGGCCGAACCUAUGGCGAGUUGGAUAUCCUCUUCGAGCAGAGGAUUUCGGCUCGCAAAUUCAAGAGUACAAAGGUUGAAGAACUCGAGACGAGGAAUGUGCACGUGUCAGAGAAGGAAGCCGACCUUGAGACGGUUGAAGUGGAAAGGGUGGCUUCUGUUUGA